AUGAAUGAGGAGCUUCAGAGCAACGUAGUUGUAUCAGAAGGGGACGGUUUUCCGGAUCCCGAUGACAACUCCAGUGCCGGUGGCUUAGAAAGGGCCACGCAGCUCGGCUCCACAAACGGAGACAGUAUUGAACAACACUACGGCGAAAACGACGACGAAGCUGGAGAAGACUACGAUGGCGCAGAAGAUGAUGAAAGCGGCUUUGGCUCGGGCUCGGGCUCCGACCUAGGGCGAGACGAUGACGAAGAUGACGGCUACGACUCUGAGAGCGCAGGCGACGACGAAGACGAGCACCUGGAAGGCCCUGGCUUGGCGAAGCGCGGCCCGAGAAUCAAGAACGAGGACGGUGAUGAGGAUGAGGACGAAGAAGAAGACGAAGAAGAAGAAGAAGACGACGAGGAUGCCGAACUGGACGCCGACGCCGAUAUCAUCGAGGAUGCAGAAGGUGUCGGCGCUGUCAAGAUUCGCCCCGGCGAGACAGACGACGAAGACGAUAGCGUAAUCAGCGCCGGGGACACCCAGUCGAGUGACGAGGACUGGGAUGAGAAUGCGGCAAUUAUAGAGGAGGACGAGGAGGAAGGAGGUGGUGUGGAAGAGGACGGAGCAUUUGGAACGUGUGUGUUCUGCAAUCAAGACGAGGAGCACGGACCGAACGAAGGCGUCGAGGCUUUCCUUUCAUGCUCUCACUGCGUGGGAAGUGCCCACGAAGAAUGCGCCCACGAGCAUGGAUUUUCCACGCAGGACGGGGAGACGUGGAGAUGCCCGGACUGCGUCGCAGAAACCGAGCGCGGGUCGGUUGUGGAGGACAUCAUGGACAUCGAUGGAGACGGAGGGGCCAACGGUGUUCACGCUGACAUGCCGGCCUUGGCAACCCCAAAGCUGUCACCGGCACCGCAAGGUACAAGCGUCAGUGUGGAGUCUCGUCCGGAGGAUCAUUCAAGCAGUGUUCCUCGAUCUCUGCGUAAACGAAGAUCAUCUCCUAUUGAGGUUGAUGAGGGCGGCAUGUUAUUGCGCAAGCGCAGAAAGAACAUAGCCGAGGACCUGAGCGUUGAUGACAACGGAAGACCGUUGGACUCGGCUACACCAUCUUCUGCUAGGUCGCUGCGGGUAAAGCCGACAUCAUCCUUGGUGUCGAUUGAGAAAAGGACAAGGACCAGCCUCAUCCUCAAGAUACGGGUGAAUGGAGCAGAGCUCCGCAAAAUCUUCACAAAGCGUCGGAAGUACACAAGAAAGGGUCAGAACAAGGCCGAGACGACUCCCAGGCCGGGCAGUGCGCGGAGUGCGGUGCACGUUGGCCUGGUUGCUGGCGCACCACCUAUAAUUACCAGCACCCUCAUACAACCGUUCUAUUCCUUCUUUGACAAGGAGACAGAGGAGCUCAAAGGAAAGCCGUACGGGGGAAUACUCACAGAGGCCGAGGCUGAGACAACACGGACGUUUCCAGCUGCGGAAGACAGAAGAAAAUUUGGCGAGGCCAAGCAACAAGCCGAGGAAGAACGACAAGUCCGGCUAUUGGUAACGCAAGCGGAAGCGGAGGCGCCCAAGAAGAAGCCCAAGAAAGCAGUGGACCCGGCCAGCCAAAUUGAGUGCAUCGAGUUUGGCGGCUGGGAAAUUGGCACGUGGUAUGCGGCUCCAUACCCAGAGGAGUACAGCAGGAACCAGGUCCUCUAUAUCUGCGAGUUCUGCCUCAAGUACAUGAACUCGGACUAUGUUGCGUGGCGGCACAAGCUCAAAUGUCCAGCGAAGCAUCCGCCAGGAGACGAAAUCUACCGGCACAAGUCCGUCUCGGUCUUCGAGGUGGACGGCCGCAAGAACCCGGUCUACUGCCAGAACCUGUGCCUCUUGGCGAAGCUAUUCCUUGGCUCCAAGACGCUGUACUACGACGUGGAGCCGUUCCUCUUUUACGUGCUGUGCGAAUACGACGAACUUGGGUACCAUUUUGUGGGGUAUUUCUCGAAAGAGAAGCGUGCCAGCAGCCAGAACAACGUCAGCUGUAUUCUCACGCUGCCAAUCCACCAGCGCAAAGGGUACGGAAAUCUUCUUAUCGACUUCUCUUAUCUUCUGACGCGGGCCGAGAAAAAGACGGGGUCUCCGGAGAAGCCCCUUUCUGACAUGGGUCUGGUGUCCUACCGAAACUAUUGGAGACUGGUGAUGUGUCGCUAUCUCCUUGGGGCCAUGACGGAGAGCAAGACGGACAAGCUGGGACUGUCCAUCAAACGGAUCUCCGACGAGACGGGAAUGACGGCCGACGACGUCAUUUCGGCGCUGGAAGGCCUUCGCUGUCUCGUGCGCGACCCACAAACGGGUUUAUACGCAUUUCGAGUGGAUCUGCCCUACUGCCGCGAAUACGUCGCCAAAUGGGAGGCAAAGAACUAUGUGACGCUGAACCCCGACGCGCUGACGUGGACGCCAUACGUGAUGGGCCGUGGUAACGCGACAAACUUCGAGCUGGGACCGGCCCUGACUGCCAUCGCACCGCGAGAUGAGGAUGACGAGCCGAAGUCGGCCAACGAGUUUAUCGCAAGGCUGGUCAAUGGCAUGGACAGAUCGGCCGAAGUGAAACGUGCUGGUGGAGAUGCUGAAGAGGAAACAAAACCGUUGGACGAGAUGGAGCAUGGCCAAGCGACGACUGUCCUGGAAUCCACGGAGCCCAACGAAAACGGACCCGGAGCAGUUCUUGGAAGCAACGGAUGCCCUCAGCAUGAGAGCACAGAGGAUCAAUGUGCCAGUAUGGCUAUCCGAAGCAUCGAACCAUCCCAGUCUGUUGGUGGCGACGGUUCUCCAUCCGACGGAACACGAGAGGGGAAAUCUUGCUCCAUGGACAGCAAGGAUCCACUGGAUGCAGAGAGUUAUAGUGCGGGCAAGGUACGGACAUCGAUGUCUGCAGACGACUGGACAGCACCAUAUGCAGACGUGCCGGCCACUCGGUUUGUAGUGUUCCCGCCUAUAUCGGCACGCCGGUUCAACUACGCGCGGACUACGAUUGGGAGGCCAUCUGCACCUCGGAUCAGCAACAACGGGGUGAGAGGAAGAAGCCGGUACGGAUCGAACAGCAUCCGGCGACUGACGGUGUCCCGACCGAAAACGAACUCGACGCGGAAGAAGUCGGGAGGCACCGGUCGAGGACCUGGCCGUUGGCCCAAGGGGACGAAGAAAAGCGAUUAUGGAAACGCCGACAGCGGCCCUGGUCUUCCGCCAGCGUGGAUUGCCGAGAGACAGGCGCGGCAGACGACGUCGACAACGGCUGAGCCUGCGUCACUGAAUGGCAAAGAGCCCAUGGCCGAAGGGGAUGCUGUGGCCGUUGCGACUUUGAUGCUGCCGACAGUAACAAAGGAGGAGGAUAUGGACGAGCCGCCCGCAGAGGACACCGUGCAAGUCCACACGCCUCCAGCCAAGAUGCGGAACGGGCUGAGUGCUCCGAGCGUAUCGUCGAAGAGCAGGUCGUCACCGCGGCUAGGCAAAGGCAAGGGGCUGUUGCAGGAGAGCGAGGACACGGUGAUGGUAGGUGUCGAAGAGGACGAGUGA
Grosmannia clavigera kw1407 is the source of this 3525-nucleotide messenger RNA. RefSeq names its product histone acetyltransferase mst2. Lineage: Eukaryota; Fungi; Ascomycota; Sordariomycetes; Ophiostomatales; Ophiostomataceae. The transcript is spliced from 3 exons. The record is from RefSeq and is a predicted model, not a curated record. Gene Ontology annotation, molecular function: histone acetyltransferase activity. Gene Ontology annotation, biological process: regulation of DNA-templated transcription. Bases 1 to 3525 code for a protein of 1174 amino acids.